UGUGGAGUGGGCGAGACCUUUGUGCUGGUAACUGGACCUAUCGCCUGGCAGAAUCUAUGAGGCGGUUUCGGAUGCGUUUCUCUUUGGAGAAGUUGCUCUAUGAUGGCUGGGUGGCUGGAGUGAGUGGUCCUCCAACAAUCGGAGCGUUACCCGGCAACCGGGCCUGAGCGUCGCUCGGCAACCGGAAUUCCCGCAGUGGCCGCGACUACGGCCUCGGCCUGGGAGGUGAGGCUCUUGGCCCCAGCUUCCUGGUUCCGCGAUUAGUUAUUGUUUCCUGCUCGGAGCUGUUGUCCUCACCAGGGGCGGAUCGGGACCCGGCUUCGGCUGAUGCCGGAGGAAGAAGCCGGCAGAGGCCCAUCAUGGUUUGGAGAUCCGUCAUUGCGGUGGGAGUGUCACAGGCUAAGCAUUCGGAGGACACACCAUAAGUGAACAGCUCAUUGAUGUCUCUUCAUAUGGUGACAAGACAUUUGCAAAUGGAAUGCCAAGAUCAGAGAACAACUCAAUCCAAUCAUCUGUUCCUAUGUUUUAUUGUCAUAUGGUGAUGCUGUGCAAGUCUUACCACAACUGUCAAGUGUCUGUUUGUUCCCCAGCUUUAACCAGAAUUGCCUCUGUUGCAGUGGCCUUCCAAAGGUUGUAUUUUUUCUUUGUUCUAUGUUUCUUUAAGAAAGAGUAAGAGGGAAUCCCUGUGCCUCAGGAGGGAAGCUGGAAGCCGAACAUCUCAUGAGUCACGGGAGAGAAUGUAUGAUCAAGAUACUUAAUACUACAGGGCAUGUAUUUAAGAUGCAGUUUGAAAUCUUCUGCUCCGCUGGUUUCACCCAUUAAUUAAGGAAGACUGGAAGAUAGUUCAUCACUUGUUACUCUUACUCCCUUCAGUAGCAUACAGUGAAUUCCAUUCAUUCAGUAAUUUCACUCAUGGGUGAUGAGGAAUUUGCUUCAGUGAUGGAGGACAUGGAUACAUCUGAUACACAAUGGAGCUGGUACUACUUGGGGGAAUGCGGAAAAUGGCACAUUUAUGAGAAGGAUCCCAAUAUUCCACAUUCUGUAAGCAGCGAAGACAUCGAAAGAAAUUUUAAGGAGAAUUCACAUGGCUUGCUUUCAUUUUCCACUGCAAAAUACAACUACAUAAUAGAUUUCCGAGAAAUGAAACAAACAAACACAGCAACUGGAAAGGAGAGGCCUGUGAAACGUGCAGACUUCUCUGUCACUGCUUUCAGUUUUAUUUGUGGAAAUGCAGAAAUUCCUAUUCCUUUGCAUUGGGAGAAUAUAGAUCGAGACAAACCAUACCAGCUCUGUCCAUUGCAUAAAUCUACAAAUGAAUAUCAGGAAGUCGCAGAACUCUUUGGACAAACAAUGGAUCAGAACCGAAUCAUGCAAAUUCAAAGAAUUCAGAAUUUAGACUUAUGGGAGCUCUAUUGCAGAAAAAAAGCCCAUUUGAAGAAGAUGAGAAAUGUUUUGGAAGUGAAUGAAAGAUUGCUUUUUCAUGGUACGAGCAGUGAAUUUGUGCAAGCAAUAUGUUUACAGAAUUUUGACUGGAGAAUAAAUGGAAUGCAUGCUACUGUUUAUGGAAAAGGGACUUAUUUUGCUCGUGAUUCCUCAUACUCCAGUCGUUAUUGCCAUUCUAAUGACAAGUCUGUGGCAACAUUGCAGCCAGAUCAGGGGAAGCCACAAUUUAAAACAAUGUUUCUCGCUCGAGUUCUUGUGGGUGAUUAUGUUACAGGAAAUCCCAAAUAUACCCGUCCUCCUUCCAAAGAUGGAAGUCUGGUGAACUUGUAUGACAGCUGUGUGGACAACCAGUGGAAUCCAAAGAUUUUUGUAAUAUUUGAUGCUAACCACAUCUAUCCGGAAUACCUGAUUAAUUUCUGUUAAAGAGAAAUGAAGAAAUUACUGCUGAAGUUAUCAGGUAAUGAAAUGAAAAACACAUUAAAAUGCAAUGAAAUGUUCUAAAUUUAGCAUUUCUUGAAACAAUCAAACUCAUUUCAACUCCCUUGCAAAGGGAAUAAAUACAAAUACCAAGGAGUUGGUCUAUCAGCUUUUUUCCACUAAGUAAUAUGCUUCCUGGGACUUUUCACUUUGUGGACAAAGCAAUUGUCCUUAGCAGGAACUCUAUUGUCUUUGUGGGAAUCAAUGCACAGAAUAUCUGAUAUCCACUCUACACAUUAAAAUCUGGAGGUAUUGAAAAAGAGAACCCUUGAAGUUCGGUGCUGAAGAAUUUUUGAGGUAGAGAGGGAAGAAGUUUAAACUUCUUUCUUCGCCACGUCUCCAAAUCUUUGCUAUUCAUGUUCUUUUUCUCAGGCCAGAUCACCCCAUUGUAGCCUUCCUGUAGUGUGGAGCUUUGGCACACUUGAAGCCUAGCUUCUCCCCAUGCAUUGUGCUCCUCAUAAUUCCUAGUCUCUUUGGAUUGACAAGCAACUGGAUGGACUGCAGAAUAGCUCCUCUCAUGAGGCACAGUGUGAAGGUUUGUUUAAUAACGUUAUCUCAAUCAUUUUACAUCUUUAGAGUAAAAAUUCAGGCAA
Hypanus sabinus (Atlantic stingray) is the source of this 2513-nucleotide messenger RNA. RefSeq names its product protein mono-ADP-ribosyltransferase PARP11. The record is from RefSeq and is a predicted model, not a curated record. The transcript is spliced from 11 exons. The coding region runs from base 913 to 1866 and encodes 317 amino acids. Gene Ontology annotation, molecular function: NAD+ poly-ADP-ribosyltransferase activity; zinc ion binding. Lineage: Eukaryota; Metazoa; Chordata; Chondrichthyes; Myliobatiformes; Dasyatidae.